This is a messenger RNA of Thelazia callipaeda (thelaziosis nematode), 2193 nucleotides long. NCBI's taxonomy places the organism in Eukaryota, Metazoa, Nematoda, Chromadorea, Rhabditida, Thelaziidae. The record is from the annotation of a GenBank genome assembly.
AUGUUACGGUGGAUGGUCAUAUUUUGUGCCUUAUUGAGGCAGUUGGCGGUGGCAGGUCAGGUCAUACCGAAGCUAACUGUGGUGACUGUGGCAACGGAGGAAACAGAUGGUCUGAAAAGAUUAGCUCGUACAGUUGAAGCUAAAGACAUGAAGUUAGAAGUAUUUGGAUUAGGUGAAGAAUGGCGUGGGGGUGAUGUUACCAAGGAAAUGGGAGGGGGACAGAAAGUACGUAUUUUACGGAAAUCAUUAGACAAAUACAAAGAUCAAGAUGAUAUCGUCAUACUUUUUGUUGAUGGAUAUGACACUAUAUUGCUCGGCAAUGAAGAAGAAAUUUUGGGGAAAUUUUUGACCUUUUUUGAAGAAUUUCGUGUAGUAUUUUCUGCAGAAACAUUUUGCUGGCCUCAGAAAAGUUUAGCUCCCUCGUAUCCAAUAGUAAACUUCGGUUACCGAUACCUGAAUUCUGGCGUGUUCAUGGGUUAUGCUCCUGAAAUUUGGAAGCUGCUAAAUUAUGAAAAUGUAGAGGAUGAUGAUGACGAUCAAUUAUAUUACACACGCUUAUAUCUAGAUAAGCAAAUACGUAAUUCGUUGCAAAUGACUCUGGAUUCAACCGGUGUACUUUUUCAAAAUCUGCAUGGAGUAUCAGAAGAUGUCACUCUAGAAUUAGAUAAUGAUAGUGGAGUUUAUUCCAUUCAUAACAUAAUUUACAACACACAUCCUAUUGUAAUACAUGGUAAUGGUCUUAGCAAAUUACAUCUAAAUCGACUCGCUAAUUACAUUGACCCACUAAACAUGAAAACGUUAGAAAUAACAUCCACUAAAAUGUCAUCAUGGUCAGUUCAGGAUAUCGAGGAGAAUAAUUUACCAAAGUUAUAUAUAUCUAUUAUUAUUGCUAAACCUAUUCCAUUCAUUCGUGAAUUUUUCAAAAAUAUUGAAAACUUGGUUUACUUGGAUAAUAAAAUUGAUUUAUACAUUUAUUGCAAUCAAAACUUUAUGGAAAAAGAAGUUGCUCAUUUUAUUGAAAGAGCAAAAAUACGUUAUAAUUCAGUUCGUUAUGAUGGUUUAUCAGUGAUUGGAGAACGUGAAGCUAGAGUAUUUUCAUUAGAACAAAGCAUUAUAAAAAACAGUGAAUAUUUGGUAAUGAUUGAUGGCGAUGUGCAUUUGAACAAUUCAGAGUCUCUGUUGUUAUUAGUUGAUACUAUGAAGCAAAAGAAUAUAGGAGUUCUAGCACCUUUGGUUCGACAGCCCAAUUCUUUUUUCACAAAUUUUUGGGGUGCAAUUAGUGGAAACGGUUACUAUGCUAGAUCUGAAGAUUAUUUAGAUAUCGUUGAUGGCAAAAUUAAAGGAAUUUGGAAUGUACCCUAUAUUAGUUCCGUAGUGAUAAUUUCGAAGGAGAAGCUCACUCCACUACAAAAUGCGUACUAUUAUGACAGUAAUUUGGAUCCUGAUAUGAGCUUCUGCUUAUUUGCUCGUCGUAAUGGGCAUUUCUUGUAUGUGACUAAUGUACAUCAACAUGGUUUUCUGGUUGUAAGUGACAACAUGCAAUUGUCUAAAUUGCAUCCAGAAAUGUAUGAAAUAUUUAACAAUCGCGAGUUGUGGGAAAAACGUUAUAUACACCCAGAUUAUUUUGCUGCUCUUAAUGAUUCUCAUGAAAUUCCGGAAAGAUGUCAGGAUGUUUACGACUUUCCAUUCAUGUCUGAAACGUUUUGUGCAGAGCUUAUAGAAGAAUGUGAGAAUUUCGGAAAGUGGUCAAGUGGUAAGCACGAGGAUGAAAGAUUAAUUAGUGGUUAUGAAAAUGUACCAACUCGGGAUAUUCAUAUGAAACAAAUUGACCUUGAGAGGCAUUGGCUUUAUAUUUUGGAUGAAUAUGUUCGACCCAUACAAGAAAAAUUAUUCAUUGGUUAUUAUCAUAAGCCGGUGGAGUCCUUUAUGAUGUUUGUGGUACGCUAUAAGCCAGAGGAGCAAGCUUAUUUAAAACCUCAUCAUGAUUCUUCAACUUACACUAUUGAUGUUGCUUUGAAUAAGCAAGGCGUGGAUUUUGAGGGUGGUGGUGUACGUUUUAUCCGCUAUAACUGUACUCUAGAAUCUGAAGUUGGUCAUUCGAUGAUAUUUCCUGGCCGUCUUACUCAUUUUCAUGAAGGGUUAACAACAACGCAAGGGACGCGUUACAUUGCUGUAUCGUUUAUCAAUCCUUAG